AUAUCAAUAAAUUAGUCUUUUGGUGCACAAUGAAUAUUCCGAUACUUUUGUUAGUAUUCCUGAAAUUCGCCAGCUGUGCUAACAUUUUAGCCCAUUUUAUAACGCCUUCGAUGAGUCACCAAUCGGUGUAUCGAAAUAUUUGGAAAGAAUUGAGUUUAAGAGGACACAAAAUCACUGUAAUAACCCCUUAUCCUUUGAAGGACCCGCUUUUGGUAAAUUUGACCGAAAUAGAUGUGAAUUUUUCAUACGAAAUAAUCAAAGAAGCAAUAAAUUCGAAAAAGUUAUCGCAAGAACAAAAAAUCGACGCAGAACGGCUCCUAAAUGAAAUAAUACCGCCUGUGUUGGACUGUCAGUUGGAAGAACCUCGUGUAAAAGAAAUUUACAAUGGCGAGAACAAUGAAACAUACGAUUUGGUCCUUGUGGAGAUGAUUUAUCCUGUAGUGUACCCGUUGGCGCAAAAAUACAGGUGUCCUUACGUGGGGAUUGCUUCGUUUUCAGGUGCUAAAGUUUUCGAAAUUGCACUGGGGAAUCCUGCACAUCCUGUCGCGUAUCCAGAUGUUUUGUUGGAGUACAGCGCAGUGGAAACAUUCUUUCAAAGAUUACAUUCUACUUUCUUCGACAUUCGAACGUAUUUAAGGUUAGCCAGAGUGACUACUCUGAGAACGCUGCUUGUCGUAAUUAAUAUUAGGAACCCCCACACCAGGCAGCUUAACGUCAAAAAUGCCUUUCUCAUUGGAGAACUUCAGGAGGAGAUCUACAUGAAGCAGCCCCUUGGUGUCUCCAAGCAAUCCGACCUAAUCUUGGCUUCACGCAAUCGAAGCACGAUCUUUGUCUCUGUUAACUUGACUGGCGACAAGAAGAUAUAUCUCCUGAUCUACGAUGAGAAGGUACUUCUGCAGAUAACGAGAAAACUUGGACAACAGUGCCGGAUGAAAGACUUGGGCCAGCCCAACUUCUUUCUUGACAUCAAGAUCGAGAGAGAUGCGACAGCGCUUCGAAAUUCUAACUGCAAUGGAAUCAACACUCCGGUGAAACCGAAAUCACCGUCUGAAACGAAUUCAGAGAGCAUCAUCGAGAUUAGACCGUACCGGGAACUUGUUGGGUGCCGGUACCUAAUAAGAUCCACCCGACCAGACUUGAGCGCAGCGAUCAACUUUUAUAGUCGAUUCCAAAGCAACGCUGCCGAGGCACAGUGGACAGGGUUCAAACGAAUUCUGCAAUACCUUCAAGCAACCAGAGAUUGCUGCUUGUACUACCCCAAGGACAAUCCUGAGCCACUGGCACUCGGUCAACUGGAAGAUCAGGAAGCAGCCAACAGCCCCACUCUCCUCUACGGAGGUCGAGAAAUGGGAUUCCAUUUCACCAAGCCAGUGACAAUCUACGAGGACAAACAGGCCUGCAUCCACCUGAUCAAACGGUGGGACCACCGCCGGUUGAAGCACGUAGACGUGAAGUACAAUUUCACACGAGACCUGCAUGCUAAGGGUGAAAUUGAAGACUUGAAAAAAGAACUGGACGAUGCCAUUCAAGGGGUCAUAUACUUCAGUUUAGGGUCAAAUGUAAAAAGUGUAAAUUUGACUUCGCGGUUGAAAGGCGUUAUUGCUUCUGCACUUUCUGAAUUACCGUAUAAAGUUUUGUGGAAAUGGGAGUCCGAUCAUUUUCCGGGAAAACCGAACAAUGUUGUCAUAAGACAAUGGCUACCACAAGAAGGUGUACUAGCUCAUCCCAACGUUAAGUUGUUCAUAACCCAAGGAGGUCUUCAGUCAAUGGAAGAAGCAUUAUUUUAUAAAGUACCUCUUCUUGGUAUGCCGUUUUUCGGUGACCAACCAAGUAACAUCAAUAAAAUGGUGCAAAUGGGUAUCGGACUCGAAAUAAACCGAAAUACUGUCACCAAAGAAGAAAUGAAAUUGAAAAUAUUGGAAUUAAUCAAUACAGACAAGUACCGUCAAAAAAUUGCAGAACUAUCGGAUAUUGCAUUCGAUCAGCCAAUGACAGGAGUGGAAAAAGCAGUAUGGUGGAUAGAAUAUGUGAUAAGGCAUAAGGGUGCAAGGCAUCUGCGCAACCCCUUGCUAGACAUGCCCUUAUACCAAUACCUGUUUUUGGACAUUAUUGCUCUAGUAUUAUCCGUCCUUGCGUUUGCAAUAUUUGUUAUAGUAUUUGCCAUCAAAUAUUUACUUAAGUUUAUUAAAUCAUGGCAAAAUUCAACAAAAAUAAAAUCAUCGUAAUUCCAUUUAAAAUUAGAACAUUAUGAAAUUUU
Agrilus planipennis (emerald ash borer) is the source of this 2257-nucleotide messenger RNA. RefSeq lists its product as uncharacterized. Gene Ontology annotation, molecular function: UDP-glycosyltransferase activity. The record is from RefSeq and is a predicted model, not a curated record. The transcript is spliced from 9 exons. The coding region runs from base 30 to 2225 and encodes 731 amino acids. Lineage: Eukaryota; Metazoa; Arthropoda; Insecta; Coleoptera; Buprestidae.